AUGGGAAACGUCAUAAUCCCUCAAAGCUAUCAGGAUACUUGGAGAGAAGAAUAUAAAAGAGCGGAUCAAUUGCUUAGAAUGACCCCUUACAAUGAGCAAGAAAAGGAUCUUAUUUAUAAGACAAGGAAAGAUCAAUAUUACAAAGAAUGAGGAUUUUGCUUACUUGGAGUUGCCCUUGGAUUCAGUUUAAAGCGAUAUUUUCCUGCUGCUCAAGUGAUUGAUAGUGCUCCACUUUUUUCAUUGACUAUGGCUGCGAUUAUAAUGCCACUUUACAUCUAUGCAAGAAUCAUGACGAAUAGGGAUGUGAUAGAAUCAUUAGAAAUGAUUGAAGAAAACCACGAGAUUUUAGAGUUUCGUUAG
Molecule: messenger RNA, 360 nt
Organism: Blepharisma stoltei
Lineage: Eukaryota; Ciliophora; Heterotrichea; Heterotrichida; Blepharismidae
Source: the annotation of a GenBank genome assembly